UUACGCGUGUAACUGAGCCCAUUUAUAUAGCUCGACAUGCGACAUGAGCUCGACCACUGAGCUCGACACGCCUGGCAUUCUUGUUGCUCAGCGGUAUCUCCCAUUUCGACACGAAGCUUCAUGUUUCAUAAUAACAUUUCUAUUUUCAUAAUUGUAUUUCUUUGUUUUGCAAAUAGUUUUUGAACGUUUCUUUAAGUUAUAUGAUAUAGUUAAGAUUUAACGAUAGGGAGACACAUAUGGCACUCGCUAGAACGCAGAGAGAAUGGGCAAUACUUGUUGGGGAGGUGAGUUUUGUUAUCAUCUUUGAUACUAUAUGCAUGAAUUGAUUUUGGGAAUGAUCUGUGCAUAAAAUCAGAAAUGUCCACUUUGUUGCUUUGGAUUCUUUUAAAAAUAUACAUAUAUUUGUAUUUAUAUUUUUUAAAAUAUAAAUACAAAUAUAUAUUUGUAUAUAAGGGUUUAGUGUUUUAAGAAUUCUGACCGUAAACCUUUUACAUUUUACAAUUCAAUAUAUAUAAAUUUCUAGAUAUUGUUAAUAAUGUAUAAGUUAACUCCCAGCUGUGUCAAUGAUCCAUAACUGUGCACCUUCAGACCUUCUGUUAUUUAUUAUUUUUACACUGUUCUAUUAGGCAUCUACACAAAAAAUCAACAUGUUCAAGUCUUAAGAAGCUUUAUAAACUCGUAGCAGUAGAAAAUACCAAAAUAUGAAUUAUCCAGGCUUUUUUGACUCUGUAAAUUAUACUAAAUUGGUCUUUCCUCAACUACCCAACAAGCUACUAAACCCUUGUACUUCAGCUGCAAAGACAUUUUAUUUGGAUUGAGCCAAUAAUUCCCUGUGACGCAAAUGAUCUAAUAGUCUUAAAACAGCAGCAUCAAAACAUCUCACCAAGAUAUGUUUGCAACAGACUUGUAGCAAGCUUGUCAACAAGUCACAAUGCUGUUAUAAUUUAUCAAGUUGCUACAGGGUUGUCACUAACAACUUGUUGUCAAGUUGUUGGAACAAAUUGUAACAAGUCUGUUGAGUCAACAACCUUGUAACAAAUUGGCAACAAGUUGGGAACAAGCAGUGUGAACACUUGAUUUGUUUCUGAUAUGGUAAUAAUCUGUGUAUUAAGACAUUCGAAUGGGUUUGGGGGCAGAGUCUUAGUUAGGAUUUUAGAUCUUGGGCGUGUUUCUAAAUGACCAGGGUGUGCACAUGUCAAUUACCUCAAAUAUGCAGCCAAAUUCACGGUUCUAGUUAUGCUCGCAAACAACAGACAAUACCUGUGGUUGUUCUAUGCUUUGCAAUUUACUUCAGCAACUCUUGGGGGUAUUUAAAACCAUUUUAACACCAUACAGUUCCGGCAUUAUCCAUCAAAACAUUAAAACAUCACAGAUAUCACUUUUGCCAAUUUCAACAACAACCGUAGAUUUUACAAACUUUCUUACGACAUACAGUAAAUAGGAAGAAAUUCUGUCUGUUAUUUUAUGAACCUAAACAGCCUUAUAAAAAUGAUGAAACCGCAUUAAUUUUAUCUGGCCGUGUUUUUCCCUGUUUGGCCGCGAUAACACGGCCAACACGGCCCUCUAGCUAUUAGACCCUGGUUGGGGGUCUUUAAAUUUCCUCAGUGGGGGAGGUAUGGAUGUUUACUGGAAUGACCCACUGGGAUCUUAGCGAUAUAAAAUUAUCUAGAUGAUAAGGUUGAAAGGACACAAAGAUGAUGUUUUUGAAACAUAUUUUAGUACAAUAUAUGUAAGAAGAAACUGGAAAGUAAACGAGAAGCAUUGAAGAUCAUAACUAAGGAAUGGCAGUCAUCAAAAAAAGAAAAUGAAAUCUAUAAAAAUAAAGUCAAUCAACUUGUAAGUUACACAAACCACAACGAUAUCCUCCUCUGAGGAUUGUCAUAAUGUUCUCUGAGGAUUGUCAUGGGUAGUUAUUCAAUGCUGCAGCUGUAUUUAUACGAUACCGGAGCUUUGCUGGCACAAUCAUCAGAGCAUUAGUGCCUUUCAGCUCUGAGAUAAUAGGGUUAAUUCUUGCUCGUGACACUCAUAUGAAAAGAGUCAGUCAAUGCUCUACCAAAAAUCAUAGGUUUUCACCUCGUACUCCAGUUUCCUCAAACAGGGAAUGUUGACAAAUUGUGUUGGGAUUAACCUCUAACUGACCUUUCUGCCAUAGUUGGGUUCUGUGCAGACAUGAGCUACCGGUAUUUAUAAGGUGGCUGCCAAGAGCGCCCUUAGAAAGCCUUUGACUUGAUCAGGUCAAGCUACAUCUGUUGCAAUUCAGCUUACUGUAGCUCUCAGCUUUAUAAAUCAAAAAAAUUUUGGCUUGAUCUCCAGAAACUUAAUAUUGUAAUUUGGAAUUCCUGUUCCACAAACAAGAAUGUAAAAUAUUUUUGCAGCAACAAGAUCUGGACAGAUGCAAGAAACCAACGCAAGAGAAACCGCCAGAACGUGUGCUAAGUCCUGAUUUAGUUAGUAGUCAUACUUCAAAGGUAUGUAACUUUGGAAGAACAUUUAGUGGGUUUAGGGUUCUCCCCAAGCUGUAAGUCAGAAUUCUCUCAUGGAAGUCACAUUAUCUGUGCAUGCUGAAAUGUUUGUGAUAGGUUCCACAUUGACAUGCUUUGCAGUGGUGGAAAUGUACACACCCUGAAAAAUAUUAACCCCAUAUGAGUUUUGGUCUCCACCAGAGACAGAGAAAGUGUUGGGGGUGCAAAUUUAGGUUGUCAACAUAUUCAAAAAUAUUUCCUAUUUCAAGGAAACUCUGGCUCAGUUGGUUUAUGAAUACAAGCAAGCAAACAAAGCAUUAAGACAUGAUUUCCAAGAACUAAACAAACUUUAUAUUGAGUCUCAAGAAGAUGUCCAGCUCAUGCGGGAGCGAAUGAGACGUGUGUCUAGUUCCUCCAGUAUCCAUGGUGAUGAAACAUCAGACACUGUGAGUGAAGGAAAAGAAGAAUAUAUUGUACAGCUUGAAGAAUAUAAAGAACAGGUUUGAUGGUUUUUAGAAACAAGGUUGAUGAAUUAAAAUCACCACAAGUGGCCCAGAAAAUUUCUGAGCUCUGGGCUGCUUGUAGUGAUUUCAAUCCUUCCACUUAGUUUCUAAUAUUGGAAUACAUGUAUAUUAGAAUGUCUAAUAUUGUAUUGAUGUUUCAAUUUGUAUCUCGUAGCUGGCCAACUUGGAACAAGAAAUAAAAAGUGUCAAAGAUGAAAAUAGCGACAUAGUGUCAGAGGUAUAGAUCAUGCAAAUGAUACAAUUUUUGGAGUAAAGAAUUUAAGUACUAUAAUAAAUGAAAUGUUACUGUGGUCUAGCAAGUAAUAACUUCAAAUUGGUGGAUUUUGUAGCGAGAUUAUUACAAAGAGAAAUGGGAAAGAUUAAACACGCAGCUCAACUAUAUCCUGGGUGCUGAUGAUAGAAGAUUAGUUGAUGUUGAUGCUUUGGUCCUAGACAACAAGUAGGUCUUCUGAAGAUUGUCUUGAAUGGUCUGUGCAAGUGUGAUGACGUGUAGGUAGUGGCGAUAAUAAGAAAGCUUCGUAUUGAUUGCCCUGAUACAAGUACCUGAAAAAUACAACUUAGGAGAACUUGAAAAGUUGAGUAGCACUGCAUUUUCUAACUUUUGAAAAGGCAGUCCAGACUUACUUCAGAUAUACAUGUACAAACAGGUACUUAAAAGAGAAGCUCAUCUUACUGGAGGAGGAACGAAAUCUUGAAAAAGAAUCAAUUCAAAAAUAUGAGGUAAUUCUGAAUCCUGAUUCAUGUAUCCUUUCAUAUACGGUUCAAUAGUGUCCAAAUUUCUAUUACAUGUUAGCGAGGUUUGGAUGCAUCGUAAAUGUGAAAAUUUUGCCGUUAUGCUUUUCAGGCUGCGUUUGAAAAGAAAAAGAACAAAAUACUUCAUCAGCGAAACGAUGGAAGAAUAGCUGCUUAUUAUUCCAAACACAGUAAGUUCAAUUUGAUUGCAACACAACUCCAUGGCCUGGUGUUGGUGUUAUGUACUAGCGCUAUAGUAUUCCAAAGGUCGUAGCCGUAGGUUUGAUUCCCACCGCGGCCAGGCAUAUAUUCAAGCUUGCCCGGUGUGGAUAUGCACUCACAGUAACAUCACAAACAUUAUAUUCAAAUAUGUUAUCAAUGUGCUGUAUAGUUACUUUUUGGUAAGUGUUAAUGCAUGAUUGGCCACUCUCAUAGUUAUAUGAUGACUAAUUUUCUGCAGUUAAGUCAAAUUUUCGCACGUAAUACAAACAUAUACAAAAUUUGCAAACUUUGCAAGACUAUAUUUUCCAAGCUUUACAACAUUUUGCAACCAAAUUUUGCAAUUUUACUAAUUUCAUUAUGUUCUUUUUAGCUGUGGUGUUUGAUUGGCUUCUCUUUACUUAGAUUCAAAUUUAGCUUUAAGGCCAUUUCCACUCAGGAAAAUUUUCCGCAGAAAGAAAAUUUUGUAAAAUGUGAUUGGCCGACGCAAAUUUUUCGUCGGAAAAAAAUUUUGAAGCUGAAAAUUUUCAACUUUUACCGAUGAUAUUUUCAGAAAAUUUUCUGUCUGUGGAAAUUUUUCUUGAGUUGGCAAUCGGCCUUAACAUGCAAGUCGUCCAAUUGCCGUUUGUGAAGUAGAAUAGCGUUGGGUUAAGCAUGACGUCAGCCAAUCAAUUCAAAGGAGAUUCGAGCGAAAGCCUCUUCGGCAACCGUACAGUACUUUGUUCCUUACACUUCAUUCUUGAAAUGUUUGGUGUUUGUUUCUAUAUAGAUAACGAACAUUCACAAAAAACUGUGGCUGAUCUUAGAAAUGUAGCAAACAUUCUCUCUGAAACGAUUACAGAAAAGAACCUUGCUUUGUCACAUCAAAGAAAUGCAAACAGGUAAACUAGUUUACGCCUAAAAUAUUUUUAACGAAAAUGUCAACUACAAUCUUCAAAUUUUUAACAAGUCUGUACAAUGUCACCUUACUUGGGAUUUUUUAGCUGAGUGUGUAAAACUGCAUGAUGCAGGCUAAUGCAAUUCGAUGCAAUAUUCAAGAUGCAUUAGGCUAUUUUCAUGUUGGUUUAGACAAUAAAAUCAUGAAACUAUACCAGCCCCCAACCCACCAGUAUGCAUUAAGCUGCAGUGAAGACCUCUGCCUUUUCAAUGCCUGGGAUUUUAAGACCAUGUGAUUUCAUUUAUUUUGACACACUUUUUGCUUACUUAGAAUUUUAGGUAAACGAGUUAGUGAGUUAGAAAACAAAUUGAAAACAUUGGAAGUUGCAGGAUUGUGGUCUUUACCUGGUAAGUAGUAUUUUUUGCUUUAGAGAAAACAAAUUCCCCAAGACAAUAUAUGCAGCUCUUGCAGUCAUCUGAGAAUAUUAUGUCAUGUUACUGUAUAAUCCACCAUUUCGAGAGGCAAAAAUAAUAGUAAUAACAGAGAGAGCACUAUCAACAUCGCAGAAGAUUACAGACUAGAGAUGUUGGGUACUGGUCGAGGUUGAGUCGCUAAUCGCUGAUUUUACAUGGCUUAAUAGUUUGGGUUUGUGCGUAUAUCAAGCUUAACACAGCUCAUACACCAAGAUUAAAGAAUAUUUUCACUCAAUUUCAGGCCACCGUGGCUACGGUUCCGUAAACUUGGAAAGCAAUGGUUUUGAUAUGAAUAAAUCUUACGACCAUGCGCCAGGUAAACAUCUACCUGACAGAGUGAGUCACCCCCAUGAGAAUGGCGGGAAACCGAGCACACCAAAUGGGAGAGUGGAAUCGAGUGACAAUUCUAUGUUAGUGAAACUAAAUGAUGAUGAUGAUGCAAUAGGUAACCCUAGCGAGAUAAAUGGAAAUGCGUUAGAGACUAGUUGCUGUAGAAAUCACGGUGAACACUGUUCUUGUUUAUCACCGUCGAUCAGACAUUCGCCCACCAACUGCGAUGUUUGUGAUAUGGAAACACCUGAAAAACACCUGAACAAUUUAAGGCAGCCAUGUCCUGGUUCAUCAGGGGACGAACGUUGCUCGUCACCAGACCCUACCUCGUCAUUUCUUCACAACAGUCCAGUUUUAACGGGGAAUUGCAACAAACGAAAACUUUCCCGUGUAUGUUCUGCUCCGUGUUUGACAAGAAGUUGGUCUCCGGAGGAAACUGGCGAGCUUUCCGCUUGAUUGUUAUACGACAUUGUUUUUAAUCUGGAGAACAGUGCUUUAAUUAAUAUUUAAUCAGACGUAAUACACACGCAAGUAUUUCACAAAAUUUUACUCCACAAAUAAUACAUUUUACAUUACAUUCUAUUUUCCGAGAAAUAUAUUGCGACAUUCGUUAGUAUCUUAAUUUCUUGGAACCCACUUUACUUUCGUAGAAAUUUGUGUUUUAAUUUUUUUCUCAUCCCAGCUUGAUUUUGAAUCACGUGACUCCAUGCGCUGGUGUACUUUUGAUGAUAUGUGGGUGAUAAAAGGGGUUCCUAACAGGUUUUCAUAUGAUCGUGAGGAUUUGAUUGCUGGCAAGACCAGAGUCGAUUCUUGGCUUGGCGAAUCUCUGUUAUAAAGUGAUGUCAGAUCAUUGCAAGAUUUAGAGAGAUUAUUACCGGGUACACUUAACCGAUCGGAACUUUUUACCAUCUUCGGGGUAUGGUCUUUAGUGUCUGUUAUCAGCGGUGGUAAAGAACCGCGCCUACGGUUUGUUCUAUUAAACUUGUCAGCAGUCUCUGUCUGUUCAAUCUUUGCACUUUUAGAUUUCGAGUCAUUUGUCUUCGAUCGUUUUUGUAAAUGUAUUUCUUGUUUCUCUUUUAGAUUUUCCAUUCUUUUUAGGAGCUUUUUUUGUUCUCUUUCGAGAGAAGAUAACUUAACUUUCCUCUGUCUAGCUAGAUCACCCAUCACUUUCAUAUGUUUUUGACAUGAUAAAACAUUCGAUGCGUAUAAAUUGU
This is a messenger RNA of Paramuricea clavata, 6831 nucleotides long. The record is from the annotation of a GenBank genome assembly. Lineage: Eukaryota; Metazoa; Cnidaria; Anthozoa; Malacalcyonacea; Plexauridae.